Molecule: messenger RNA, 3170 nt
Organism: Syngnathoides biaculeatus (alligator pipefish)
Lineage: Eukaryota; Metazoa; Chordata; Actinopteri; Syngnathiformes; Syngnathidae
Product: WD repeat-containing protein 70
Exons: 18
Coding region: 65-1984 (639 amino acids)
Biological process (GO): regulation of DNA double-strand break processing
Cellular component (GO): site of double-strand break; nucleus
Molecular function (GO): protein binding
Source: RefSeq, a predicted model, not a curated record
UUCCAAACUCCUCCGCAACUCCGUAGAAGAAGAAUUAUUUCCGGGGGUCAAUUCCUUUCCAAACAUGGAUUCCAACAACAGCGAAGGCAAGAUGAACAAUGACGGCGACAUCACAUCUGUCAUGGGAUUCUCUGGCUUUGGAAAGAAAGCCCGCACCUUCGACCUGGAUGCCAUUUUCGAACAGACCCGACGGACGGCCAUCGAGAGGAGUCGCCAAGUUUUAGAUGACAGGCAAAGGGAAAUGGAGGAGGAAGCGGAACGCUCGGCAUCGAUCCCCGCGCCAAAAGAAACGAGCAAGGCGACCGGGAAGGACAUCAGCAGUCCGGAUUCUGAACCCGUCGGCCCUCCGGCACCUCCAAAAGACUCAAGCCAGGAAAAGAAUGAUGAUGAUGAUGACGAUGAUCUUGUCGGACCCCCUCUUCCUCCUGGUUACGAAGGCGACGCCGCCACUCAAAGUGACAGCGACGACGAUGAUGAAGACGAGGAGCAAAAUGACGACGACGAUGAUGAUAACCCCGUCAAGAAGAUUCCGGACACUCACGAGAUCACCCUUCAGCACGGCACCAAGUCGGUUUCCGCCAUGGCCUUGGACCCGUCGGGCGCCCGCCUGGUGACGGGCGGCUACGACUUCGACGUGCGCUUCUGGGAUUUCGCCGGCAUGGACCGAGCUCUGCAGGCCUUCCGCUCCCUACAGCCGUGCGACUGCCACCAGAUCCGAGCGUUGCAGUUCAGCAUCACCGGGGACCGGAUCCUGGUGGUGUCGGGAAACGCGCAGGCCAAAGUCUUGGACCGCGACGGCUUCAACGUGAUGGAGUGCAUUAAAGGAGACCAGUACAUCGUCGAUAUGGUCAACACCAAGGGUCACACGGCGAUGCUGAACGACGGCUGCUGGCAUCCCAAACUAAAAGAGGAGUUCAUGACGUGCUCCAACGACGGAACGGUGCGAACGUGGGACGUGACGUCGGAAAAGAAGCACAAGUCGGUGUUCAAGCCCCGCUCUUUCCAAGGAAAGAAGGUCACCCCCACGUGCUGCACCUACAGCCGCGACGGGAAGCUCGUCGCGGCCGGCUGUCAGGACGGAACCAUCCAGAUCUGGGACAGAAACCUCAGUGUGCACACCAAGUUCCACUGUCGGCAGGCCCACGCUGCAGGAUCCGACAUCUCCCGCAUUUCCUUUUCAUACGACGGCACAAUUCUUGCUUCACGUGGAGGUGAUGACACACUGAAGUUAUGGGAUAUCCGCAACUUCAAGAAGCCCCUGAACAUGGCCGACGGCCUGACUAACUACUUCGCCAUGACCGACUGCUGCUUCAGCCCAGACGACCGGCUCGUCGUGACCGGGACCUCCGUGAAAAAAGACCAGGGCAACGGGAAGCUGGUCUUCUUCGAGCGCUCCACCUUCCAGCGGGUGUACGAGAUCGACGUCACCAACGCGAGUGUGGUGCGCUGCCUGUGGCACCCCAAGCUAAACCAGAUCAUGGCGGGGACCGGGAACGGCCUGGCCAAGGUCUACUACGACCCCGUCAAAAGCCACAGGGGGGCGAAGCUGUGCGUGGUGAAGAGCAAAAUCAAAGCCAAGCACGCCGAGGCGUUAACCCAGGAGUACGUCAUCACGCCUCACGCCUUGCCCAUGUUCAGAGAGGCCCGGCAGAGGAGCACCCGCAAGCAGCUGGAGAAGGACCGACUGGACCCAAAAAAGUCCCACAAACCCGAGCCUCCCGUGUCCGGACCGGGUCGAGGCGGCAGAGUGGCGGCGCACGGCGGCACCCUGUCGUCGUUCAUCGUGAAGAACAUCGCCCUGGACAAGACGGACGACAGCAACGCUCGGGAGGCCAUCUUGCGCCACGCCAAGGAAGCGUCGGAGAACCCCUACUGGGUGGCCCCGGCCUACAAGAAGACGCAGCCCAAUCCCGUGUUUGCCGAGGACUCGGAGGAGGACGAGGAGGCCGACAAGGAACCGGAGUGGAAGAAGCGGAAGAUCUGAAGCCGCAGACCUUAGAACUGCUUCGGACAUGCGGACUCUUAGCGGACUCAAGGUUGCUUGCACCUGUUCAUCCCUCAAACACUUUUUUUUUUUGUGCAGACGUGAUCGUAAUGUAAGGAAGAUGCAAGUUUAUGGUCCCUAAAACCAAACUCUCAUGUAUGUCAUUUUUGCCACCAUUCACCAUUUUUUAGACACGCGUCAAAUAAUAAAAAAAACUUAAAGUGGAGUCUUGUGAUUCCACCGCAUGAACGUCUCGUUAAAGGCGGCAUCACAAAAUCAUUUACAAGCUAUUUUUUCCUCGUGUAUUAAAAUGCGCACCACAAACUUGCACUUCAUCGUUUGGUUUCGUUCUUGGGUUGUUAAGAACAUUUUUGAACCGACGCGCACUCCUCUCCGGGACACAGAACCCUGACAGGUGUGAUCGCUGGACAUACCGGACAUAUUAUCCGUUGUUUGAACGGGUGAACGCGGCACGCAUCAAACAUCUGGAAAUUGCACCCAAGGAUGAAACACUUGUGCAAGUCCGCAUUUAUCUUUCUGAUUUAUUACGACUUUCCCAAGGGAGGAACAAGCAUCUAUCGGAGGUAAGGCAUUUUUUUUUUUGAAUGACUGUCUCUUUCCAGAGUAAUCCGCGCAGAAAAUACAAAAAUAAAAUACAAAGUGGAGUUUGGUUUAUUUCUAAAUAUUAUUAAAAAUACCAAAUAGCUUUUGAACACCCCUUAAAAUAAGUUUGAAGUUUUUUUGUAAUUAAAAAAAAAAAUUCAUAACAGACUUUUUAAAUAUCUGCUUGUGCUCUGAAGUUGUGUCCCUGAAGAUGGACGGAACCCUUACGAAAGGAAAGAAAAGUGAGCUACUAUGUUCAAAAUGUGUACAUGUAUAGAAAUAUAUGCCAGAGAAUGCCUAUUUAUUGUUUUGUUUUGUUUUGUUUUUCCUGAGAGGUGUGAUCACUGGACAUACUGGACAUAUUAUACAUGCAUAUAAUUGUUUGAAUGUGACACCUUCUGGCAUCUGGAAAUUGCACCCAAGGAUGAAACGCACUACCGCAAGUCCCCAUUUAGCUUUCGGAUGACUUGAUUGAUUUAUUGUGACAUCCACCGAAUUGAUUUGGAUAUGUAUAUUUUUCAUUUUUUUUCUUUUUGUGCCACAAUGGAGAACACAACCGCGUUACUUUUCAAAGUUUUAUUUU